Messenger RNA from Prorocentrum cordatum, 1539 nucleotides. Lineage: Eukaryota; Dinophyceae; Prorocentrales; Prorocentraceae. The record is from the annotation of a GenBank genome assembly.
AUGGUCAACUGCCUGAAGGAGGUAAGCGUCGCCGUGGCGCUGACGGAGGUGGCAGAGGUGUUGGAAAAGGAUUCGGACGCGCUGGCGCUCGCCAAGCACUUCAAGGGCGUGGGUGACUGUCUCCCUGGAUCUGAUGCCAUCCUCCAGGCUCUGGCUGCCUCGUCCAGCGCGGUCGAGCAGGCGGAGCUCGACAAGCAGAACGCUGGGGCGCAGGCCUCGGCAGUCCAGAAGCAGCUUCUUUCCAAGGAGAAGGAGCUUUUACAGGUUACGGGUUCCAUCGAAUAUCAUCGCAAGCGUGGCGAGGAGCUGCGGACAAGGUCCGCUCAGAUCGGCGCGGAGAUCGAGCAGCUUCGUGUGCGAUAUCGCGAGCUCUCCGCCAAGGUGGCUCCUCCCGGUGGAGGCCCAGGUGCUGAGGUCGACAUCGCGAAGUUCAAGGACACUUUCUCGGCCAUGGAUGUGUUCUUGGGCCAGGCCGCAGAGGCUGUGCAGAAGGAGAGCCUCGAUGACCUCAAGGCCAAGAUGGAGGCCACACGCAGUGCGCUGCAGUCGGGCAAGGAGCAUCUCAACAAGUCGGUGGAGGCCGUCAAGGCUCGUGGCUCGUCUGCGAGAUCGGCAUCUGCCCCUGUGGCCAGGCCCCGCAUCCGUUCAGACGACGACCUCUACAACCUCCUGUGUGGCCCCUCGACGUCCGCGGAAGAGAAGAAGCGCAGGUUGGAGAUGGUGGAGGCCGUGGCCAGCAGGUGUGUUGCUGGCGUUGUUCAGCGGCUGGGACAGCCGAAGAUCUUAGUUGCCAGCAUUUACUUGCAUGACUGCGAGCAGAUGAGCGAUGACAACCUUGCCAUCCUCUCGGAUGCCAUGUCGUUCCUGGGGCACUCGGGCAUGCCGUUCGUGAUGGGCGGGGAUUUCAACAUGGUUCCCGAAGUGCUCCUGGACAAUGGGAUUCCCGAGCCCCUGCGAGGCCCACUGGCGUCGGCGCCUGGGGAUCGAGGGUCUCUGACGGGCCCCACCGGUACCAAGCGCUGCGACUAUUUCCUGGUCCCUGGAGGUUUGAGCAAAUGCGUCAAGGAGGUCUCCCUUGUCGAGGAGGCCGCCACUCGUCCUCACUUGCCUGUGCGUCUGGAGUUCCACAAGUCUCUCAGCACUCUGAGGGCCCUCAGGUUUCGCAAGCCUCCGAAGAUCCCCGUCGAGCCUGCCAUGGGACCCGUGGUGCAACCGCCCGACUGGACUCAGACCCUGGAGCUCUUGGAACUUACGUUGGAAAGUGCUGUCUCUGGGAGGCUGCAGGAGGCUUUCUCGGGGCUGGACUCGGCCUACGAAGUGUGGGCUAACCUCAGCGAGGUCGAGCUUGUCGCAUCGACACAGUCGACCAUCCCAGUUUUUGGCACACGCGGACGCAGGCCCAGGUGCGAGUGGUGCGAUCCGCUCACCAUCGACACCAGGGCCGCGCCGCCGUCAGCGCAGCAGUCGGUCAAUUUCUUUGCUGCGCAGUUGCGCGCUUCGAUCGGGCACCUUGGCGCGGGCGACCCCGUCGAGCACCCG